Molecule: messenger RNA, 6084 nt
Organism: Vigna radiata var. radiata (mung bean)
Lineage: Eukaryota; Viridiplantae; Streptophyta; Magnoliopsida; Fabales; Fabaceae
Product: protein RST1
Exons: 25
Coding region: 40-5685 (1881 amino acids)
Biological process (GO): regulation of post-transcriptional gene silencing
Source: RefSeq, a predicted model, not a curated record
AAAGUAAUCAGUGAGACGCUAACUAACUUUCUCACUCUGAUGGAGUCUUACGGUCCUCUUCUAGAGAAGACCCGAGUUCCCCAACCGGGGCUCCAAAAACUCGCUGUUGAGUCCAUUUUCUCUAAGCUUAGAUCCGCACCAAAGCAUCUCGACCCGGAAUCCGAACCCGGAAGACGCGCCAUUUUCCUCUGCCUCUCGUCGCCGUCUCCUCACGUCGUCGACCACUCCGUCCGCCACCUCUGCCGCCUCGCCGCAGACUCAGUCGUCACCGUCUCGCUCGCCUCGCUCGAGCUCCAGGCUGCGCUUGAAGGCUCCGACCCGAAGCUCGUGCCCGUGUUCGUCAAGGGAUUGGGCUUCCUUGCUCGCCACGAUUUCCGCAGCAAUGCCUCUUCACAUUAUGCUCAUUCUUCCGCUCACACUCACCCGUUCGUUAGGGUGUUGUUGUGCCGGCCAGAGGUUCAGUCUGAACUCUUGCAGCAGGUGUUGCUAUUUAUGUUUCAGAAUAAGCAGGUGGGAAUGGUGCGCGUUUGUGAGUUUUUAAGGCCGUUGUUGGAUGUCUCAAUCGUAAAUUUGUUAGGUCCGGAGUCAUCCUCUUCCUUGUUUGCCAUGCAACUGGUAUCGUCGAUGUUGACUUUAUGUUGCUCUUUUCCACACGAGUCCAUGCCUGUUUUUAGGCUGCUAACUGAGUGCCUUAAGUAUCUUCCGCAUGAGGGAUCUGAAGACUACAGGAAAUUAAUAUUUAUUGUAGAACAUAUGGUGGAGGCGUAUAUAGUUGUACUGAAAUCUUUGGCUGGAAAGAAAUCACAGCUGAUAACUGAAGCUCAACUGUGUGCUGUUGAAUUUCUGGAAACAAUUCUUUCUCUAUCUACAUGUCUUCAGUGGCAUCUUGGUGGUCAUGAGCCCAUAUGUGAACUAUUUAUGCGCUUGUUAACUGUACAGAAAGAUAUUGGGUUACCAUGGUUACCUGGCUUGUCAUCAAUUAUUUUAUCAUUAUUCAUAAUCAUUGUUCAAUCAGAACUUGAACAUGAACAUAUUUCUAUACUGAAACUCCUUCUCUUUAUCCUGAAGUGGAAAUGUGACAGUGAUGCGGCUAUCAGUGGGACUGAAUUCUCUUUAUUAUUUGAAGAGACUUUGUUUCUUCUUCCCAUUCUCAGUCUCAUGUCGUCCCCUUCCAAAUCUGUUAAAGGAUUGGCAACUGAUUUGCUUCACCUCUUGGAGAAGCUCCUUGCCAACAUGUUUGUGGCUCCAAAAAACAAACCAAUCAUUGAGGAGGGAGUUCAUUAUCUCAGCACACCAGGAAGUAUAGUUUUGAGACUUCUGCGUCAUCUGUGGUAUCAGGUAUUUUGUGCGGAUGGAAAAUCUUCUUCCAGAACUUCCCUUCUGAAGUUGGCUUUAACGGGAUUGAACCAAAGUGAAAUAAUUUAUGAUAGACCAUCAUCUUGGGUUUCCCAUUUAAGAGGGUUCUUUCUGUCAAUUGUUGACCGACGGAAAUCUUCAUUACCACUCUCACAUUCUCAGGAAAUGUUUCUGAAUGAGAUGCCCUUGUUACUUGCUGCUGUUCUUAAUGUUUUAUUGAUACAUCCGUCAAUGGGUGCUGCUUCAGUUGAUUCUUUGUCUUCCAUUGCCAUUGCGGAUCCCAAACUAGGACUUCCUUUGUUGCUAACAAUUAUGUUUUACAGUAAUAUAUUCAGAAGAAGUGAUGUCAAUUGCCAUGAUAUGCUGUUAAAAAUUUUUGAAAUGCUGCCAUCAAUUGCUUCACACUCGGCAAUGGUUCCACUCGUUGUUCAAACUAUCUUGCCGAUGCUCAACAAAGAUGCAAAAGUCUCAUUACAUUCUACGGCCACUAGAUUGCUUUGUCGAACUUGGGAGACUAAUGAUCGAGCCUUUGGGAGUUUGCAAGGUGUCUUGCUCCCUAAAGGGUUCACCAAUUACACUUCAGAGAGAGAAAUUGACAUCAGCAGGGCUGCUUCCAUCCGAGAUGUUUGCCAUAGAAGUGCUGAUAGGGGUGUUGAUCUCAUCUUGUCUGUUUCGUCUUGCAUUGAGAACCAAGAUCAUGUAAUUAAAGCUCUCGGUUUGCAAAGCCUUGCCUUCCUUUGUGAAGCUGAUGUGAUUGAUUUUUACACUGCAUGGGAUGUCAUUGCAAGGCAUGUGCAAGGUUACCAAGAUGAUCCUAUUCUUGCUUAUAGCCUUUGCCUUCUGCUAAGAUGGGGUGCAAUGGAUGCAGAAGCAUAUUCAGAAGCAUCAAAGAGUGUGCUGCUAAUUGUAUGGGAUGUAGUUACCUCCAGUCAAGAUAGACAGUGGGCAAAAGCUAGAAUUUCAGCCCUGGAGUCACUUUCCCAAUAUGAAGUAUCCCAACUUGAAAACAGUAUUCCAGAUUUCAAAAAAAUGAUUUUAGAGUUGUUCUUUUCUGAAACAAAUCCCAACGUUCUCAAAGCUAUGGAGGAUUUUCAUGUCAAGAUAAUAGCAUAUGAGCACAUAAAUCGCCGAAGACUAGUCAAGACAAAAAGAGUUACAGGAAGCAAGAUUGAAAAAUUGAUGAAUGUAUUUCCGCAGGUUAUAUUCUCUUCAGGCUUUGAUGUUAAGCAUCUAUUUACAGGAAAGCUAAAUGUAGCUAGAGAAUUACCUGGUGCUGCCUUAGUAUGUUUUUCUUUCACUCCUAAAGAUGUGAAUGAACACCAAACAUCCAAAAGGUUAAGAGAAGUACAUACUGGGUAUGAAAUUGCUCUAGUGGAAGUAGCUGCUUCUCUUCAGCUCUCAAGAAAUAUCUUGCUUGCACUGAUGGCAGUGCAAUCAUGGAAAGGCUUUGUGCGACGAUGGAUGAAGGCUUACACACUUUCAUACGAUGCUAAGUCACAAUUGAGUGUCCUAGAUAAAACUUCUAAAGCUGCUAGUGACAUUUUAAAGAGUAUGAUGGCUAUGGCGGAUGAGGCUAUACCCAGAGCUGCUGAAAAUAUUGCACUGGCUAUUGGUGCACUUUGUGAGGUUUUGCCCCCUUCUGUUCACACAGUUAAAUCUGCUGCUUCAAAGUUUCUUUUGGAAUGGUUGCUCCAACAUGAACAUGAACACCGCCAAUGGUCUGCUGCAAUUUCUCUAGGAUUAAUCUCUAGUUGCCUUCAUGUAACAGAUCAUAAACAGAGAUAUCAUAACAUCACUGGACUUCUUGAGGUUCUUUUUGAUGGCAGAAGUUCCCUUGUAAAAGGAGCAUGUGGCGUUGGAUUGGGUUUUUCUUGCCAAGAUCUUCUUACCAGGGUUGAAACUUCUGCUACCUCUACUGUGAUGAAAGAAACAGAGAAGGUUCCAGAAUCUGAAUUACUAGGAAGAAUUAUUACUGCCUUAGCUACAAUGAUACGACAGAGAACUCGAUGUUCUUCUGAUAUUUUAGACAAUCUAGGUUCAUGCUUUCCACUGGGAUCAUAUGACAUAAGUUCUAAAGUAUAUGAACAGUUAUCUGACAACACUGAAGACUUGGAAGAAGAUAUCUGGGGUGUUGCUGGACUUGUUCUUGGUCUAGCUAACUCUAUUAGUGCAAUAUACAGAGCUGGAGAGUUAGAGACUGUCAUCAAGAUAAAGAACUUGGUAAUAUCAUGGCUUCCAUAUGUGCAUUCACUAGUUGAAAAAAAUACUUUCCAGGGGAAAGAAUCUGAAAUUGUUUUAGCACUUGGAUCCUGUAUUGCACUUCCCACUAUAGUAGCUUUUUGCCAGAGAAUGGAAUUGAUGGAUUAUGCUGAGUUGGACCACAUUGUGAUUGGCUUUAAAGAGUUCAUUUCCGAGUUAAUUUCCGUGAAAUCGUCUGGCAUUUUGCACCAUAGUAUGCUGAUGGCAUCAUGUGUUGGAGCAGGGACAGUACUUUCUUGUAUUUUGAAUGAAGGUGUUUACUCUAUUGAGGCUGAACGCAUUAAAUGUUUACUGGAACUGUUCAGGAAAUGUUACUUGAAUCCUUUCCCUUCUCUUGUUCAUCUUGGUGGCAUGCUGGGAGUUGUUAAUGCUAUUGGAGCAGGUGCAGAAAUUUUGGUUAACAUGAAUUUUCCAAAGUACACUGGGCUGUCUGAUUAUCAGAAGGAGUUUUCCUCAGUAGUGGGCCCUCUCCUUUCAAGUUCUGAUUUUGAGCCAUACUUGACAUCUUUGGUGCAAGAGUUGUUUCUCGUGGCACAGAAUUCUGAUAAUCCGCAGCUACAACAGUUUGCUUCCUGGGUGCUUGCCUUCCUUCGGCAUCAUUUAUGGUCUAAAGAACUUGUGAGGAUUGAUAGUGAUAGCAUUGUAGCUGAAACUAGUUCAAAAUCUGUUUCCCACAGUUUUUCUGAGGACAAUGUUGUUUUGAAGCUUAGUAUGUGGCUUAUGGAUUUCAAAUACACUGAGCCUGAAUCUGCUGUACAUAAAGACAGAGUCAUUUCUGUGUUAAGGUGUCUCUCUAGAGCUCCCAGGUUGCCAAGUUUGGAUUGGGGAUCAAUUAUUAGGCGUUGUAUGAGAUAUGAUGUCGAAGAUGUUGACUUGCUACCCAAAGAUUCUACUUUCAAGAAUGGAACUCUUAGGGAGGAAUGCACAAUGUUUGCAAUGGCUCAUGCAAAUCAAUUUGAUUCGCUUCUAACUUUUCUCGAUGAGCUAUCUGACUUUUCCAGAUUCAGGACACUUGAAAUAAAUCUGCAGUCAUGUCUGCUAAACCAUCUAGCAGACCUUGUUAAAGUAUUUUCAAACUCGAGGCUUGAGAAACUAUUUGGUGAUGUGAGCAAUCACUUACUGUCUUUUACAUCACACACAGAGUCGGGCACCUACCACAAAAGCUUGUUAUGUAUUUCAUGCUGGAAAGGUCUCUAUGAAUGCCUAGAUGAGGUUUCUGCAGAUACAUCUGGUCACAUAUCUCAUAUUGAGAGGUGCAUGGAGGUUCUAUUUACUUUAUUACCAGCAAUUCAAUCUUCAGUAAGUGCAGUUUCGGGGGAUGUAAGUUCUGGGGAGGAAUGGUCUGAGGCUGUAAGAUGCUUAGGGAAGGCUCCAGAAAGUUGGCUAUUGGAUUUCCUGAAGGUUUCACAUGAGGAGUUUGUUCAGACUGCUGGAAAAUCUAUUGAAGUCCAGAAAAAGGUUUGUGCUAAGAUCAAGCUUGUGAAGACUGGUUCCCUUUCAGUGACUGAACUUGGAAAAAUGAAAUCCUACAUUUUGAACUCCCAAUCUCAAGGACUCUGGCAUAUACUCUUUGAAGUUGUGGCAGCUUUGUACAGUGCCGAGGGAAGUAUUAAAAGACAGUGGCUUAUUGAUGCUGUUGAAAUUAGCUGCGUAUCCAGUUUUCCGUCCACGGCACUGCAGUUUCUUGGUCUGUUAUCUGCUGCAUGCUGCAAGUAUAUGCCCUUCAUGAUCGUGGACCAACAAAUGGUUGUGAAUGAUCUACCAGUCACCCUUGUGUCUCUUUUAGCAGACCAAAACUGGAACGUUGUUGCUGAAACUGUCGUGUCGCACCUCUUUUCAUCCACAGAACGUAUAUACAACUGGGCUACGCAAAUAGCAGAUGGUUCCCAUAUUCCUGGCUCGCAACCCAUCGAUGAAAGUGAGAAUCAAAUGGCUGUUUUUCUGCUAAAAGUGAUGCAUCAUACAUGUGUUUUACUUAAAAGUUACUUGCCAUUAGAUAAGCAACUCCGGCUCUCCAGCAUGGUUGUUGCUCGAGAAGGAAACUAUAGUCCUGAAAAUAAAAGAUUCUGACACUGAAAUUGUUGUAUACUCAAAAGAACACCCUCACCAUGCUACAUGCAGCCCCAUUUUUUAGGGAAUCGAUCUUUGGCAUUCACAGAAUGUGGAGAAUUCUGAGCUGUUUCUGCCAUUCUUUAUUCGAUUCGGAAUUCAAUUGAGAUGGCACAGUGUUGAGCAGAAGCCAACCGUGUGGAAUGUCUCUUACAAAUCAUGGAGCUGUACAUUCACAUCUCAAUGCUCUAAAAUUCGGCAGAAGCAUAAUGCAUGUUGUACCAUUAUCUUUUGUUCUUCUUACACAACCCUUAUGUAUAUAUUUCUAGCCUAGUGGUUGAUCACAGAGAUAUGUAACGCAUUUAAAUUAAAUUACACAAGAAAAACUAUUGGGUUCGAAGCCCUUGAUUUUCAUGCUUC